CGCGCAUAAUGACUCGAUCAGGCGGGUCCCAUUGCCAAACGGUGCUGCUGCUAGUGCUGGUGACGAUCACGAUCGUCGCAAGUAGAGCAGCAAAACAGGCCACCAGUUCCGAUCGGAGCCGUACCGAGGACUAUAUCACGCAGUACGAGAUCAACACGGAACGGUACCGAGUGACCACAGAAGAUGGCUACCAGUUGAUAGUUUACCGAUUGUUACCGCAGGUCCCAACCAAAGGCGCCGUCGUGCUACAACAUGGUAUCCGACAGUCCUCCGCCGAUUGGUUGAUGUUGGAUAAUAAUCUUCCGAUGCAGCUUCUGUCUACCGGCAUGGAAGUUUGGCUGGGGAACUCUCGAGCCUCACCGGAGUCUGCCGAUCACACUAAAUUUAGCAAAACUUCGGCCAAAUAUUGGGAGUUUAGCUUUCACGAAAUUGGCUACUACGACCUAGCCGCCAUUACGGAUGCCGCCCUCCAAAUCAGCCAGCGGAAGCAGAUCCACAUGGUCGCCUUCUCGGAGGGAUCUACGGCUACCUUGACACUCCUCGCGCAACGUCCAGAGUAUAACGAUAAGAUCACCUCUCUGAACCUGCUCGCACCUGCAGCCAUCAUGGGCAACAGCCAAUUCAAGCUAGUGUCCCUGCUGUUCGACAAAAUCCAAGUCAUUUUCCCGUGGAAAAUCACACAAAUACUCUCCAACAACAAUCAAUUGUCGAACAACUCACAAAAACAACUCGAACACUUUCAACAGCUGAUCCUGUCCGGCCGCUUCCGCCAGUACGAUCACGGCCAACGAGAAAACAUUCAACGGUACGGUACCCCGGAACCCCCGGACUACCCCCUGUGGCGAAUCACACGACCGGUAGUCCUUCACUACGGCGGAAGAGAUACGACCGUCCACCCAAGGGACGUCGAACAACUCAGCACCCAGUUCCCGAAGACCAGCCAAGUUCAAUUGAUCGAGUACGACAAGCUGGAUCAUAAUGAUUUCCUGACGCGAUCAGAUGCCGCCAGUGACGUGUAUCCCAUGGUCGUGGAAUCCGUUAUGAAGCGGCUCCAGUGAAUUAGAGCGAAAAACCAAAACACAGAUGUAAGCGGAUAGCGACCGAUAGAGAAUAAGUGAGAGUGCGUGAAUAAAUUAUUAAAUGAGGAAGUGUUUGACGUGGUUUUUCAAAACCAGUUUGAGAGAAUUCCGUUUGACGCAAAAUAAGGAAAAUUAGCUUAGUUUUGGGGGCUCGCACGGGGUUUGAUUUUGCACGCGGAGUUAAUAUUGAAUUCAAAUGCUAAUCAUUGCUCUCUGGAAGUAAACCAGUUUAGUC
Messenger RNA from Ochlerotatus camptorhynchus, 1314 nucleotides. Its product is annotated as lipase 1-like. The transcript is spliced from 2 exons. Gene Ontology annotation, biological process: lipid metabolic process. The coding region runs from base 9 to 1058 and encodes 349 amino acids. The record is from RefSeq and is a predicted model, not a curated record. Gene Ontology annotation, molecular function: hydrolase activity, acting on ester bonds. Lineage: Eukaryota; Metazoa; Arthropoda; Insecta; Diptera; Culicidae.